AUGCAUAACUCAUUUAAUACAACACAGUCUGCUUCAUUAGCAAAUUUGGGCAAAUCUUCGUUCAUUAACAGAAACUCUAGAACUGCUCUUGGAAGGAAUAGAAUAAGUGGAACAGUCAAUCAGUCUGCUCAGUCACUCAGUAAUACAACUCUGCCACCGGUGAAUAAAAAUUUGCUUCAGAAUAACAACCAUUACUUUAGUGGAAACCAGUUCUUGAAUAAUCAGACCAACAUGAUGAUAUCCUACAUCAACAAUAAUGAAGCAAUAUCAAAUCUAACACAUGAAACUGCUCCAAACGAGACCAGACAAAGUCCGUUCCAGAAUAAGCUCAUUAAGAAAAACAUUGAAAAGCAAAAGAAACAUAUCUGGUUCGGCAAGAAAUACAAAGGAGGCCUUGAUGGUGGAGUUUUAAAGCAGAAAGAUCCUUAUGAACAACCUGAAAAACCUAUCCUUCAGAAACCUAAACUUUUAGAUUUUGAAAAGUAUUCUAACAUCUCUGAAGAAGGUGAUGACGAGAUGAGCCCAACUCCUGGCAAAAACGCUGAAAGCCAGAAAAGUUUUGAAAAGUCUUCUUUGAAGGAAGAAACAAAAGAAGAGAACUCUUCAGAGUCUUCAGACCAUGAGUCUGUUCAAAAGCUUUCUUAUAAAGAAAAUCAUACAACUGAAUUUUCAGAAGGCCAGUGCAAUUUUUGUCUGGAUAAGAAAUCUCCUCUUGAGCCUAUAUCUAAUUUGUGUAUACAUAAAUUCUGUCACAGAUGUAUACAACAUAUCAGGCUUACCUCGAAAAACUCAAGAAUGAUGGGAGGCCUGAUAAGAAAUCCUGAAAUUCUCUCAGUGAAGAUAAAGUGACCAUACUGAGGAAUUCUCUCAGAUAGCUUACUCCCAGAGUCAGAAUUCCUCACCAAAGAAGCUGUAGAAAAUCCAGAUGACAUUGAUUUUGAUACUUGGCCCAAAGUCCAAGAUGUCCUAACAAGCUCGAAUCCUUCAGUGAAGUGAGAAUAUUGACCAGAAGUUGGAACAAAUAAUUUUGCACAGUUUAGAUGUCUUACCUGACACAUACUAAUCUGAAGUUCUUGUAGGAAUCACCACCGGGUGAUCACUGAAAAAUAACCUAAAACAUGAUAUGGUGCCAUUCAAUAACCCUAGAAUGAGUGAAGAGAAAUAAAUCAUGAGUAGAGCAUCGGGAGUUGAGAAAACUCUUCUGUAGCAAUUGUCAAGAAGCACUAUGAUUACUAUGUGCCAAAGAUCCAUAUAAACAUUAUCAGCACAAUAUUGUCCCAUUUAAGGAGUUUGUAUCAGAAUCGUCUGAUAAGCAAGGAGAGCUCCGUCUAUGUGCUCUCACUGCUCUAAGUAGUAUCAAGAAUAACCUAAAAGCAUUGCAGGCAAACCAGGAUUACAUCCAAAAGCAAAGAGAAUUCUGGGAGAAAAAGUUAUCAACAAUGUUCGAUAAUAUCUCAAAAAUUAUCAACAAAUAAAUUUGACGAAGUCGAGAAGCAGAUUGAUACUCUAUUUAGCAGAGUCAAGAAGUUCAAUAAUGUAUCAUAUCUCAGCUAUGGGUCUCUGAAAGGCAGGCUAGAAUAUUAUCUUGACCUGACUGAGCGCACUUUUGAGCUAGACAUAGAACGAGCAAAUCGAAUGAUUGUUCCAACUCUUAAUGACUGCAAUGACUUUAUCCAACUAGACCAAGAAAUGUUUAAUUUCUCACAGAGCAAGUUUAUGAAUGAGCCUCUUUUAAAGAUAGAAGAGAUAAUGAAAGAUUUUGAAUUCAUCCCGUCAAAAAAUAAGAAAUUAAAAAACCUCAAAAGAUUCUUGGGAUUGAUAAAGCCUAGGAAACAAGUACGUCUUGGGAGUGAGGAUAAAAAGUCUCAGUAUGCAGCUAAAUAUGCUUAA
Moneuplotes crassus is the source of this 1890-nucleotide messenger RNA. Lineage: Eukaryota; Ciliophora; Spirotrichea; Euplotida; Euplotidae. The record is from the annotation of a GenBank genome assembly.